This is a messenger RNA of Ceratotherium simum simum (southern white rhinoceros), 1481 nucleotides long. RefSeq names its product C-C chemokine receptor type 1. Gene Ontology annotation, molecular function: chemokine (C-C motif) ligand 7 binding; chemokine (C-C motif) ligand 5 binding; C-C chemokine receptor activity. Gene Ontology annotation, cellular component: external side of plasma membrane; membrane; cytoplasm. Gene Ontology annotation, biological process: positive regulation of cytosolic calcium ion concentration; immune response; inflammatory response. The record is from RefSeq and is a predicted model, not a curated record. NCBI's taxonomy places the organism in Eukaryota, Metazoa, Chordata, Mammalia, Perissodactyla, Rhinocerotidae.
AGAGAAGACCUGGGUCUCCCUUGCUCACCUUCGCAUCCUAGGGCAUGGUACACAGUAGACACUCAGUAAACAGUUCUCAAGUGGUUGAAGACAUAUAAUCACUGCCUUGUCUUUGUUGUCCAGAGCCUACCACCUUUAACAGCAAAGUAAACAUAGAAACCAUUUCCUUGACCCGUGGGAGACGCCAGGAUGGAAAUCUCAACCACCCCAAAGGACUAUGAUACGACCACAGAAUAUGACUACGGGGACACAACUCCAUGCCAAAAGGGACAACUGAGGGCCUUCUUGGCCCAGCUGCUGCCCCCCUUGUACUCCCUGGUAUUUGUCAUUGGCCUGGUCGGCAACAUCCUGGUGGUCCUGGUCCUCAUGCAAUACAAGAGGCUCAGAAGCAUGACCAGCAUCUACCUCCUCAACCUGGCCGUUUCUGACCUGCUCUUCCUCUUCACGCUGCCCUUCUGGAUUGACUACCAGCUGAAGGAUAACUGGAUUUUCGGUGAUGGCAUGUGUAAAUUGCUCUCAGGGCUUUAUUACAUAGGCUUGUACAGCGAGAUCUUCUUCAUCAUCCUGCUGACCAUCGAUAGGUACUUGGCCAUUGUCCAUGCUGUGUUUGCCCUGCGGGCCCGGACUGUCACCUUUGGUAUCAUCACCAGCAUCAUCACCUGGGUCCUGGCCAUCUUGGCUUCCAUCCCGGCCUUGUACUUUGCCAAGACCCAGUGGGAGUUGUCUCAUUACACCUGCAGUCUUCAUUUCCCUUAUGAGAGCCUAAAACAGUGGCAACAGUUCCAGGCUCUGAAGCUGAACAUCUUGGGGCUGGUUUUGCCUUUGUUAGUCAUGAUCAUCUGCUACACAGGGAUUGUAAAGAUUCUGCUCCGCCGGCCAAAUGAGAAGAAGGCCAAAGCCAUCCGUCUGAUUUUUGUCAUCAUGAUCAUCUUCUUCCUCUUUUGGACCCCCUACAAUCUGACUGUGUUUGUUUUUGCUUUCCAAGAUGUCUUUUUCACCCAGGAGUGUGAGCAGGGCAAACAGCUGGACCUGGCCAUACAAGUGACGGAGGUGAUCGCCCAAACGCACUGCUGCAUCAACCCCGUGAUCUACGUCUUUGUUGGUGAGAGGUUCCGAAAGUACCUGCGCCAGUUGUUCCACAGGUUUGUGGCCGUGCACCUGGCUAAGUGGCUCCCCUUCAUCUCCGUGGAGAGGCUGGACAGGGUCAGCUCCAUGUCCCCCUCCACAGGGGAGCAUGAACUCUCUGCUGGGUUCUGACUCAGCCCCCUGCAGGCCAACCAGGACCAGCAACAGUGACCUGCCAGGCACACUGGCCAGAGAGGAGGCAGUUUGACUCUCCCAGAUUCUGACACCUGACACAGCACAGAAUUGCACCACUUGGGGCUGAGGAAGCUUAACGGUGCUCUAGACUAAAUCACCUCUGGGGCUUGAGUCCUCGCCAUGAACUUCUCCCUGCUGGAAAGGAAAUGAACGAGCAAAAU